Racocetra fulgida is the source of this 324-nucleotide messenger RNA. The record is from the annotation of a GenBank genome assembly. NCBI's taxonomy places the organism in Eukaryota, Fungi, Glomeromycota, Glomeromycetes, Diversisporales, Gigasporaceae.
AUGCCCGUCGACGGAAUUUUAGCGCGCCGAUAUCGCGUCCUCUACAAAAUAGGUGAAGGAUCGUUUUGUCAAGCUGUAUGUGCUGAAGAUUUAUAUUAUCUUGAGAGACGCUUAGUUGCAAUUAAAAUUAUGGCACCAAAAUUUAAUGCAAUUGGAAUGCAGACUCUCCGUUAUCUAAACAAACACGAUAACAAUGACAAUACCCAUAUUGUUAAACUUAUUAAUACAUUCAUGGUUGGCAAACAUUUUUGUCUGGUAGUUGAUUAUUAUCAAGGAGGCACACCAAAACUUCCUCGCAUAGCAAAUGAAGAAUAUCGAUUACAG